Molecule: messenger RNA, 1639 nt
Organism: Musa acuminata subsp. malaccensis (wild Malaysian banana)
Lineage: Eukaryota; Viridiplantae; Streptophyta; Magnoliopsida; Zingiberales; Musaceae
Cellular component (GO): mitochondrion
Molecular function (GO): protein-arginine omega-N symmetric methyltransferase activity
Source: RefSeq, a predicted model, not a curated record
CCGGUUCCGCUCGCUCUCAUCAUGACGUUUUCUUCGCUCCGAGCAGCCAAAGUCGUUUACAAGAGGCAUUUCCGGUGGCAUAUGCAAUGCUUCUUGUCCACCGACAUCGUUGGCGAUAAGCCCAUCCUUGUCCGCGACUUCAUACGCUCUGCAUUGUACGAUCCCAACCAUGGCUACUUCUCCAAGAUGUCGGGAUCUGUCGGGCAGCUCGAGUCGAGCAUCAGGUUCAAUCAGCUCCAAGGAAGGGUUGCUUACCGCCAACGUCUGAGUAACCUUUACAAACAGCAUGAAAUUUCUUGGUUUACUCCUGUGGAGCUUUUUAAGCCUUGGUAUGCAUAUGGAAUUGCUGAAGCAAUUAUGCGCACAGCCAACCUUUCAAUUCCACUAACGAUUUAUGAAAUUGGUGGUGGUUCAGGAACAUGUGCAAAGUGUAUUAUGGAUUACAUGAUGUUGAAUGCACCAGCAAAAGUUUACAAUAAUAUGACAUACGUCUCAGUCGAAAUCAGUCAAUCACUUGCCAAAAAACAGUUACAAACUGUUGGAGAGGUUCAGAGUCAUUUGUCAAAAUUCAGGGUUGAACGCCGUGAUGCAACUGACAGAAGUGGAUGGGGUAAUGGAGACCAUGAACCAUGCUGGGUUAUAAUGCUUGAGGUACUUGACAAUCUUCCACAUGAUCUUGUUUAUUCCCCAAAUCAAGUUUCUCCAUGGAUGGAGGUUUGGCUGGAGAAAGUGAAAGACAGGUUUGUAAUUUCACAAGUCUCAGAAGUCUAUAAGCCAAUACAAGAUUCGUUAAUUGCCGAAUGCGUUAAGAUUAUUGGCUUGGAUGAAGACCAUGCUGCUGGCAGAAACAGGUUAGUUUCUGCGGCUAGUUAUAUUUUGUCUAGAGCUUUUCCAAAACCUCGAAGAUCUUGGAUACCAACUGGUUGCUUGCAACUACUGGAGGUUUUACAUUCAGCACUGCCAAAGAUGUCCCUUAUUGCCUCUGAUUUCAGCUAUCUUCCAGAAGUUAGCAUUCCUGGUGAUAGGGCUCCUUUAGUUUCCACCAAGAAAGAUGGGAGAACCACAGAUCAUGGCAAUUAUCUUGAUGCAAAGGGUGAUGCUGAUAUAUUCUUUCCAACAGACUUCUGGCUCUUAGAGAGAAUCGAUCAUUACUGCUCUGGCUGGUCAAAUGAACUGAAAACUUCCAAUUCAUUGAAGUCAGUGAAAAAGAGGAGAACAAUCAUACUUGACACAGCUGCUUUCAUGGAUGAGUUUGGUUUGCCAUCAAAGACAAGGACGAGGGAUGGAUACAAUCCACUUCUUGACGACUUCAAGAAUACUAAAUUUUACCUAAGCGUGCCAACACAUAAUAUGACAUGACCUCUAUCGAGUAUGUGAUGCAGUCAGAAACCACAAGCUCACAUCUGUUGGUAAAAUGCCAUCAGAGCCAACAGCAGAAUUUUGCCUUUGCUCAGACAGAAGUUGAAAAGAAUGGUCUCUGGUUGGCUGCAGUUUCCUACACUUGUGAUAAAUCUAAAUUUAUGAGUUCCCUACAAGAAAUUUUUCCCCCCAGCAAUCUGCAAAGUUUGCAACAGGAAACCAAUCAGUAAUGUUGAAUUCUUUAUAUUCCAUAUCAUUUUUAUUACUUCUUUUUGUUUCA